Molecule: messenger RNA, 1914 nt
Organism: Cryphonectria parasitica EP155
Lineage: Eukaryota; Fungi; Ascomycota; Sordariomycetes; Diaporthales; Cryphonectriaceae
Exons: 1
Coding region: 136-1656 (506 amino acids)
Source: RefSeq, a predicted model, not a curated record
CACGACACACGUUCGUAUUGAUGCAAAAGCCGAACUGACAUCCGCAUUCCUCAGCGCCUCCUUACUUUCUACGUCGUGAUUACCGUUCGCCAUUCGCUCGGGCUACUCCCAGCCGAGCUCAAUUCAGUCAACAACAUGUCGACAUCGCCAGUCCUCCCAUGCCUCCGAAUCACCGGUAUCCCUCCCGAGCAAAGCGAACAAGAGGAACUCGUCGAUUUUAUUGAAUUUUGCCACCCUGGGUACGAGUAUCCUCACAAUGUUCUUUUCCGGCUGCCAGCCCUGGACAAGUGCGACGGAAAGGCUGGUGUGCACCAUGAGACAGCGCGUCUUGCGUGUUGUAUCUUGGCCGGAAACGCGUGGGAGGGAUGGCUGACGGCGAAGGAACCUGGCGGGCCGCGUGCCGACAUUAAUCACGAUACUGAGGCCGUAUUAGCAGAGAGCCGCUACUUCUUCCACCGCCCGCCUGACCCAGCUGCAACAGACCAAAGCUAUACUACGCAAUACCCCAUCGUCCGCGAUUUCGAGUCUUGGCUUUUUCCCCGAGGCAACCUGCCGCUCUACUGGCAAUCCCUCGCUAUUCCAGCAGUCUCUGCAUCCGCGCAAAAACCCCCACGUCGCUGCGCGGUCAGCAGCCGCUUUCUGCCGCUAGAGAAUGCCCACCUCAUCCCCUUGAGCCAAAGCACUUGGUUCGAUAAGAAUAUGAUGGGCCUUUACCAGCGCAUGACUGGUACCUCCCGCACGCGAUGGAUCAAUCAGCCGCCGAACUGCCUCCUCCUUACCAAAGACAUACAUUAUCUUCUCGACCAGACCGAACAUCUUACAUUUACCCUCCGUCGAGUCCCAGCCGACGCCGCGCAGACAUUCGGAAUCCAAACAUAUACUUCACGGAAUGCUUCGAGCGAAUCGCAAUCGAUGGCCCUGAUUUGUCACGUUCUACGUCCUAGCCCUGCCAACGAAAUCGGCCAAGUCUACCACCUCCGCUCCCUCGAGCCGCUGCAGGGCAUUCUGCCUGAGUACCUCUUCGCAAACUUCGCGCUCAAGAUUUGCAACCUAUGUAUCUUCUUCCAAGACGACGGGGUCCGGCGCUACUGCUUUGAGCUCAACGUGGAUAAGGUGGAUGGCAGGAUGUCGAACACAGUGCAAAUCGCAACAUUCCACAAGUCUGAGUUUCAGAAAUCCAGCAGGAGCCCUACCAUGCGACGGAACUCGAGCCAGGCAUCGUCUAACAAACGUGCCCGCAGUGUCCGAGACGAAGAGGAAGGUGACGGAUCCAAAUGGAGCCCUAGGUGGUUUGGAAUAGGAGGAGAUGUACAUGACUAUUCCCAAGACAGCUAUUGGGAUGACAUUGGCGACCAACCCGUCACUUCACAUAGUCAUGGCACUGCGGAGAGUACAAUACUAAACGCGUCAAUGGAAGACCGAGGCCGUAGCCUCCAGCGGUCCUUUGCUGGGACGAUGUGGACCCCAGUCUUGCCCGACGAAGACCAUAUGCACGGCGACCAAAGCUGCAGGAGCUGGGUUGUGAUGGAUAAGCCAUGUACACUGGUCGUCGAUGAUGGAAAAGGUGUAAUGGACAAUCCUGAACGAUCCUGCUCUUCCCCUCCAAGGAAAAAGCGCCGGCGUUUGACGUCAGCUGCGUUAUCAGAGGUUGGCUGAGCGUGAGAAUUGCUUGCCAGACGCAGCAUACUAUUUAUAAAGCUGGCUUCCCCGCUCUUUGGCUGAUAUUCACUUUUCAUUGAAGUAUAAGCCAGGAGAUAAAUCGUCUUUGCCAGGGAAUUAUGAAAGGUCUCCGAUGUGUUUAAGCUCUGGGUAGAGUUGAUCAAUCUUUCCUUCAAGGAGCUUCUAGAUAUUCUCGAUAACAUUGAGACCCGGAGAAUAGGCCGGAUGGUCUAAAAAAGACACUCCGUUGUCCGC